UUAAAACACCAAAUGCAUUAUGGAAUUUAAUAUGCUCAGUAGUCUACUUCAUUAAAUUUGUAUUUCCGCACAUCUUCCGAGCAGAUUGCAAAUCUUCUGGGAUGUACUUCAUGGACGGGGGCUGGUCCGGGGCUAAUGGAUGCUGCUACUAAAGGUGCUUUGCGUGCAGGAAAAUCGGUUGGUGGAUUUAAGAUUGGUAAAGAAGCUGGCGAAUGGACAGCAUCAAACUAUCAUCCCUACCUACCAUCAGAAGUGUAUCUCACUUGCAGGUUUUUCUCUGCUAGGAAGCAUGGUUUGGUAGAUGCUGUAGUUAGAAGCAGUAGUUCCGAACGGACAGCUGUUGUUGCUCUCCCUGGUGGGAUUGGUACUCUCGAUGAAGUUUUUGUGAUAUUAGCACUGAUUCAGCUAGAACGAAUUGAGUCAAAGCUUCCAGUUCCGUUCUUGUUGAUGAACUACGACUCAUUCUAUUCAAAGCUACUAAACUUCCUUGAUGAUUGUGAGGACUGGGGUACCCUCUCCAAGGGAGAGCUUUCAUCACUUUGGAAGGUUUGUGACAGUAACUCAGAGGCUUUGGCUUAUUUGUCGGAGUUUUACGACUUACCUCUUAGCGAGAAAGGAAGGCAUGACAACGAAUUGAAAAGGGCAAGCGGAAAAUUGUCUUAGUGAGAUUUGCAGUUGAAGUGGUUGUCUGUAGAAUGCCUUUUCCAUUCAAGCAAUGGUCUCAAAAUCUGUUGUAACUUAAUCACACUUGCGUGCGGAAAUAUUGUUCAUUGCCUGAAUUUAGAUUUCCAUUUUCC
Molecule: messenger RNA, 797 nt
Organism: Pyrus x bretschneideri (Chinese white pear)
Lineage: Eukaryota; Viridiplantae; Streptophyta; Magnoliopsida; Rosales; Rosaceae
Exons: 2
Coding region: 136-663 (175 amino acids)
Source: RefSeq, a predicted model, not a curated record